Molecule: messenger RNA, 3571 nt
Organism: Fukomys damarensis (Damara mole-rat)
Lineage: Eukaryota; Metazoa; Chordata; Mammalia; Rodentia; Bathyergidae
Gene: Lrrc14
Product: leucine rich repeat containing 14
Exons: 5
Coding region: 1072-2706 (544 amino acids)
Cellular component (GO): cytoplasm
Molecular function (GO): kinase binding
Source: RefSeq, a predicted model, not a curated record
AGGCAUCAGAGUCACCUAGGGAGGAGCGUUAGGAGGCGGGCGGCCUAGCCGAGGAGGCGGGGUUGGCGGUUGGGAGGCUGGGCGCCGGAGGCCAGGCAGUGCCUCUGAGGCUGGGACGCGCCUGAUCGAAGGAGCAGGCCAAUCUAACGGGGGAGAGGCAUUCGGUUUAGGCCUCGGGUGAGGCCUGGAAGAGCCUGUUGGGGGCGUCUGCGCUCCUUGCGGCGCUGGGGCCGCUGCUUUCCCGAGAGCUGCCGGCCCGGCGUGGGCGUCGCCUAGAGGCACCUCACUUGGCAGCCAGACGGGCUGCUUUCAUUUCUUCUCGUGACAGGUGCUCGGUGAGUCUGUCCUGUCUUCGAGAUCGGCAGCAUCCUCGCGAGAUUUGAGCAUGGCAGAGCCAGGCCGAGGGUGGGUGUUCGGAAUUUCUCAGGAACCGGUUCCAUAAGGACUUGCUGUGUGUGACCAGGUCAGCAAACGCAGGGGACCUGCAGUCGGUCUGGUCUCCAUCCCCUUCCGAGAGCUGUGUCCUUGGCCUUAGCUUUCUAAACUGUCAGAAGGGGAUGAUGGUGUAGUUGCAUGGCGCACGGGAAGUCCGCUAAAAUCAGCCCUAUGUCGCAGAUAUAUCCUGAUGGCCUCAAGGGUCGUUUGUGUGCGUCUUCUCAGCUUGGAUGCUGCUUUGGCAGCCGUCUCUGCUUUAUUUGAGGAAUCCCAGGCCUGAGCCCUCUGUAUCCCAUGGAUUUAAGUCUCUUGGUUUCUCCUCACAUUAGUUCCUCAGGCAAGAGAGAUGACUAGGCAGGUGGAAAGGACCACUGAAGGUGAGAAGCUUUUUCUCAGGGGUUUCUAUGCCUGGUGACUUCCCAGAAAAUAGUAGUUUACUGUGGGGCUCACACUGAGGUCCUUGCUCUCAUGGGUCACAUUAUUUGGACUCUUUCCUGGCCUCUGCUCCUUUUUUUAUCGGCCCUGGUGUUUAUUAAGCUGUGUCUGUGCUUCGUGGAUUCCAAGGACAGCCCUUGAGCACAUCUGUAAGGAAGGAUUUCUGAAGCAGCUUUGUGAUUUGGGAAGCCUGAAGUACCAAUGGGAGACCUGCAGAGCGACCACCUUCUGUCAGAAGCACACACAAACAAGCAGGUUAUUGAUGGUGCCAUCCCAUUUAUGUACUGCUUGAUGCUUUGUUUUCCUAAAGAAGCCGCAUGCUAUUGGAGGUGGCUGCCUGCCCAGCCCAGCGCCAUGCACACACUUGUGUUCCUGAGCAUUCGGCAGGUGCUCCAGUGUCAGUCAGCUGCCUGCCAGGCCUUGCCCCUGCUGCCCCGAGAACUCUUCCCCCUGCUGUUCAAGGUGGCCUUCAUGGACAAGAAGACAGUUGUACUUCGUGAGUUGGUACACACAUGGCCUUUCCCACUGCUCAGCUUCCAGCAGUUGCUGCAGGAAUGUGCCCACUGCAGCCGGGCCUUGCUGCAGGAGCGACCCAGCACUGAGAGCAUGCAGGCUGUGAUCCUGGGGCUGACUGCUCGGCUCCACACCACAGAGGGUGAGGCUGGCACACAACCUUUCUGCAGGAAGCAUGCUCUUCGGGUGCUGGAUAUGACUGGUCUCCUGGAUGAUGGUGUGGAGCAGGACCCCGGUACCAUGAGCAUGUGGGAUUGCACAGCAGCUGUGGCCCGCACAUGCAUUGCCCAGCAGCAGGGUAGGAGUGCUGAGCAUGGGCCAGCUCCUGUCCCUGUAGAGGUUCGUGUGGACCUUCGGGUGAACCGGGCCUCUUAUGCAUUCCUUCGUGAGGCACUCCGAAGCAGCCUAGGCAGCCCACUUCGGCUCUGCUGCCGGGAUCUCCGGGCCGAGGACCUGCCCAUGCGUAAUACCGUGGCCCUGCUGCAGCUUCUGGAUGCAGGCUGCCUGCGCCGUGUGGACCUGCGCUUCAACAACCUGGGCCUGCGUGGCCUGUCUGUCAUCAUCCCACAUGUGGCCCGUUUUCAGCAAUUGGCCAGCCUGAGGCUGCACUAUGUACAUGGGGAUUCAAGGCAGCCCUCUGUGGAUGGCGAGGACAACUUCCGCUACUUCUUGGCUCAGAUGGGCCGCUUCACCUGUCUUCGGGAGCUCAGCAUGGGUUCUUCUCUCCUUUCAGGCAGGCUGGACCAACUGCUCAGCACCCUGCAGAGCCCCUUGGAGAGUUUGGAGCUGGCCUUUUGUGCUUUGGUGCCUGAGGACCUUCGGUUCCUGGCACGGAGCUCCCACGCUGCCCACCUCAAAAAGCUGGACUUGAGUGGGAAUGACCUGUCAGGCAGCCAGCUGACACCCUUCCAGGGUCUCUUGCAGGCAGCAGGGGCUACACUGCUGCAUCUUGAGCUGACUGAGUGCCAGCUUGCUGAUGUCCAGCUACUGGCCACACUGCCCACCUUGACUCGCUGUGCCAAUCUCCGUUACCUUGGCCUCUAUGGCAAUCCAUUAUCCAUAGCUGGCCUUAAAGAACUGCUGCGGGACUCAGUGGUGCAGGCUGAGUUGCGCACUGUGGUGCAUCCCUUUCCUGUGGACUGCUACGAAGGUCUGCCCUGGCCACCUCCUGCAUCUGUCCUGCUGGAGGCCUCCAUCAAUGAGGAAAAGUUUGCUCGUGUAGAAGCUGAGUUGCACCAGCUACUGCUGGCCUCAGGCCGUGCCCAUGUGCUUUGGACCACAGACAUCUAUGGACGCCUGGCUGCAGACUAUUUUAGCCUGUGAUCUCCAGUGUCUGGAUGAUACACAGGUCAGGAGCCUUUGUUGGGAUUCUCCUGGAGGCCUGACAUGAAGGCACUGGUCUCAGGCUUCUUGCAGGGUCUGCCUUGCUCCUUGGCACACCCCGAGCCUCCCAUUCCCUAUUGUGUCUUUCACUUUGCCUUGCACCUACUUCCUAAAUGGGCCCUGAGCUGGAUUUCAGGCCUGUACUACCCUACUCAGUGUGGCUGUACUCUGGAGUAGUGGCCCUCUCUGUGGAUAUUCCUGGGACCCUAGCCAUGAGCUUUGGACAGUAGUCUCUCCCUUCCCAAAACUGCAUAGGUCAAAGUCACGAUGGGGGCCUGCUUUAGGGAGGCUUGGGGGCCCAUCUAGUCUUGAGGCCUCAUACUGUGUUCCCUGCCCUCCUAUGCAAACCAACCUGUCAGCUAGCUCUGGGACUGGAGGGUGUUAUGAAGGUACAAAUGUGCGGUUUAUCUGGAACUUAGAUCUCUGGCUGAUUUUUCUGUCCUAAUUGGUCAGAGUGCCUUGUUUCAAUCUCUGCUGUUAACACCUGCAUACCCACUGGGCAACAACCAUCAUCUUGCCUGUCCGCACCGCCCCUGCCUCGUUGCUGACCCUAACAGCAUCUGGCCAGGGGCAGCAUUCUUCCCCGUAAAAGGGGUUCUGGGGGCUUCUCUGGCUUCAUUCCCACGCAACCUUAGGACUCUCGUGAGCGGGACUAUACACACGGUUCGGCAAACUUGCGGCUUCUACCUUUACUGAGGGACCGCACCGGCCAAUUACCGGUGCAUACGUCAUCAGUGCGCGACACACUCAGCAAUGGAUCUCAUAUGCAACGCACGGUGGGAGGCCGAACCCCGGCGCCAAGCCC